CAUGAGUUAGCCAAUGAGUUAGCCAAUUGGUUAGCGGAGUUAGCUAUAAAUAAUGUUAGCUAAUGUCAAAUACAUUUGCCAAAUGCCAAUUGCCAAAUGUAAAUAUUUUGAUGAAAAUUCACAAAACUGCAUUGUUGUUUGUUACUAAUAGAAAUUGCUCUGAAAAUUCAAAAACAAACGAAUAUAUUCCACUUUAACUAGAGAUAUUAAUAAGAUCAUUUAUUGAAGAGAUUUUGUGUCAUACUUAUAGGCAUUUAAUCGUUUCAUUAUAUUUAAUUGCAUUACAUUAUUACAGAGAUGAAUAACUCAGCGGCAAAGGUGGGUGAAAUUUUUACCGAGGCCGGUGCAGCUUUUAACCGACUUGCUGAAAUGACAAUGCUAUUACAUCCUCUAGCAGAACAAACCACUAGUUCCCAAACCAAAACACCAGUGAAACGGAAAGCUGCAGAUGAGAGACUACCAACUGCAGGGAGUUCAGGCCAGGUAACAUUGAACAUGCUCAAUGCACAGGAGACAGAAAUGGAUACUGAAGAAUUAGGUGGUGAUGUGAAAUUAGAAUUUGAAUCCAGCACUGAAGAAGUUCCUACUUAAAGAAUAUAAAUGUUGAAAUUUGUUUUAUUUUUGAUAUCUUCUGAAGUCCAGUUGAUUAGCAUAAGUAUUAUUUGAAGAAUGUAAAGAUUUUGCAUGUACAUGUUGAUAAUUUGUAUAUUAUUUUUUAAACAUGGACAUUUUAAACUGUGCCCAGUUCAAUUUAGUCAAUAUAAUUGUAGUUUUAGCUUUUACUUAGCAUCAUAAACUUACUGCUAUAAAUUGCUUUCAAGUAAGUGAUAGCUUUGAAUUGUCCUGUUCCAGGGAGAUGAUAAAGAUUCAUAAACUUUCUUGUGUGUAUCGGUAACAGUUUUUUCUAUAGCAGAAAGGACAUCAUUUCUUAUGUUAAGAGAAGUAAAUAAAUCAAAGUUUGCUCCAG
Colias croceus (clouded yellow) is the source of this 967-nucleotide messenger RNA. RefSeq lists its product as uncharacterized. Bases 298 to 591 code for a protein of 97 amino acids. The record is from RefSeq and is a predicted model, not a curated record. The transcript has 4 exons. NCBI's taxonomy places the organism in Eukaryota, Metazoa, Arthropoda, Insecta, Lepidoptera, Pieridae.